This is a messenger RNA of Malus domestica (apple), 1862 nucleotides long. Its product is annotated as U-box domain-containing protein 9-like. Gene Ontology annotation, biological process: protein ubiquitination. The record is from RefSeq and is a predicted model, not a curated record. NCBI's taxonomy places the organism in Eukaryota, Viridiplantae, Streptophyta, Magnoliopsida, Rosales, Rosaceae. Gene Ontology annotation, molecular function: ubiquitin-protein transferase activity.
UCCUUCUCUUUCCUCUCAGUCACUCACACACACAAACCAAAACAAAAACAAAUCCAAGAAAACAUAGCAUCUCUCUCUCCUCUCCUCUCUCUCUCUCUCCUCUGACAGAUGAGACGAUGCAGCAGCAGCCCACAAUUCUCGACGCCUGUAUCUCCCUGACAACGAAAACCCCAUUCAUCUUAAACGAAUAAUCAGAGCAACAGCAACCCCUGAUAUCAAUUUUUCUUCUUCCGCAAAUGGCCAGGAAAGGUGUGGUCUCCGACGAGGGAACUGUGACCGACGCCGACAAAUCCACGGUGGCGGCGAAGGCGAAGGCUGUGGAGAUAAAGAAGCAACUGGAGAGGCUGGUGAAGGCCAUUGUCGAUGAAGACGACUACAGGGUCGAGACUGCUGACGAGGCCAUCAGAGCCUUGUCUUAUUUGAAAGACUUGAAGUCCAAAAAGUCUCUCUCUUUCAAGCUUCACGGCGGCGGCGGCGGUACUGUAGUCAUCCCUAAAGAAUUCAGAUGUCCCAUUUCCGGAGAGCUCAUGGCCGACCCUGUUGUCUUGGCCACUGGAGAGACGUUUGAUCGACCAUUCAUCCAGAGGUGGUUUAACGAAGGCCACAGAACUUGCCCUCAAACCAAGCAAGUCAUCUCUCAUACUGUCCUUACCCCUAAUCACCUGGUUCGAGAAAUGGUUUCACAAUGGUGCAGGGAGCAUGAAAUUGAGCUUCCGAAACCUGUUCAGGAUAUUGAUGAGCAACUUGUCACCAAUGCAGACCGAGGAUGUCUGAAUUCACUGCUUGAGAAAAUGUCAUCAUCUCUAUCUGAUCAAAAAGCAGCAGCAAAACAGCUUCGACUGCUAACAAAGCGAAGUUCAUCAUUUCGGGCACUUUUUGGUGAGUCUACUGAGACCAUUCCGCAAUUGCUCAAUCCACUUUCACCGGGACAGGUUGAUGCUCAUCCUGAUCUUCAAGAAGAUCUGAUCACAACACUACUAAACCUCUCAAUUCAUGACAAUAACAAAAGAUUAGUCGCAGAGAACGCAUCAGUCAUCCGUCUGCUUAUUGAAUCCUUGGAAUAUGGAACUGUCCAAACAAAAAGCAAUGCUGCCGCAACUUUCUUCACAUUAUCAGCAAUUGAUUCCAACAAGAUUACUAUUGGAGCAUCCGGUGCUAUGAAACCUUUGAUUGACCUUUUAGACGUGGGGCAUCCAUUAGCAAUGAAGGAUGUUGCUUCGGCAGUAUUCAGCCUGUGUACUAUCCUCGAAAAUAAGGAAAGGGCCAUCAAUGCUGGAGCAGUCGGGGUGAUUCUGAUAAAGAUAAUGGAUCAUGUUUUAGUUGCCGAGUUUUUAGUUAUACUUGCAAUGCUUUCCAACCAUCAGAGGGCUGUUCAGGAAAUGUGUGAGCUUGGCGCUGUGCCUUGCUUGAUUGGAAUCACAAGGGAGAGCGACUGCGAGCGCAACAAGGAGAACUGUGUUGCAAUCCUUUACACUAUCUGUUUUGCUGACCGGACCAAACUGAAGGAAAUUAAGGAAGAGGAAAUGACCAGAGGUACAUUUUCUAGACUUGUACAGACCGGAACUUCGAGAGCAAAGAGAAAGGCGAGUGGAAUUCUUGAAAGACUGAAUAGGACCGGUUCAAUAACGCACACAGCUUGACAGAAAUCGAACUUUUCUUCUAUUUCCCCAUGUAAAUGUCGUAUAUUUCGUAGUUCGUACUAUACUCCAUGUAUACCUGUACACAGAAAAGAGCUCACAGAUUUGUACACUUAACUUGAAAUUUUCCUAGGCAAAGUUUUGGUCCAUUUCUAGAAAUGUAAAGGCCAUUGGAAUUUCUCCUCUCUUUGAUCACAAAAGAAAUCACAACUAGUACAUUUUGUU